Molecule: messenger RNA, 366 nt
Organism: Candidula unifasciata
Lineage: Eukaryota; Metazoa; Mollusca; Gastropoda; Stylommatophora; Geomitridae
Source: the annotation of a GenBank genome assembly
AUGCACAUCGACAGUCAUGCAUUUAAUGGAUUCCAGCAUUUGUUAUUUUUGAAUUUAAAUGGAAACAAGUUGCAGAAAUUACCUGCAGAAAUAUGCAAACUCACCAGUCUCCGACAUUUGUCCCUUGACAACAACCAGAUAACAGAAUUGCCGGUGGAAUUCUGCACGCUGAGCACAUUACAAGAGCUUUAUAUAGCUGGGAAUAAACUGACUUCACUUCCUCUAGAGAUUGGUUACCUGACUGGGCUCCAAAAAUUAUGCUUACAAAAGAACAAAAUUAGAGAACUACCAGAGGGACUGAGCAAAUGCUACAGGCUUAGAUAUCUGGAUGUGGCAGCAAAUGAAAUCAGAAUAUUUCCAACAGAG